Messenger RNA from Hypoxylon fragiforme, 841 nucleotides. RefSeq lists its product as uncharacterized. The transcript has a single exon. The coding region runs from base 84 to 356 and encodes 90 amino acids. The record is from RefSeq and is a predicted model, not a curated record. Lineage: Eukaryota; Fungi; Ascomycota; Sordariomycetes; Xylariales; Hypoxylaceae.
CAUAAGCUGUAUUCCUCCGGCCGCGCGGAACUCCGCCGUUGGAAAUACUUGCAUGUAGAAUUCAUGAAUUUAUAUGCAUCUUGAUGCCAAGUUUUAGUGUACGAUGCGCAUCUAUGACUUCAAACGCGGAGAGCGUUGUAUCGACUAUACUCUCUUUGGAUGUUGUCUACAUAUUUCGAAUUGGAGUUACAUGUGUAGUAGUAGUGGAGAUACAUAUGUACAUGCAGUGUAUGUGGUGUAGAAUCCUCUUAUCCUUCCAUGCUCUUUUUCCAUUUCUCCAUUCUCUUAUUCUUUCUCUUUUUGUUUUUUUUAUCUCUUCUUUUUUUGGUCAUUCGUAUAGGUACUUACCUAAGUAGGUUGUGUGGUGGUACGAUUCCAUUCCGCACGAAUGGAAUGAUGACAGGGAACAAGGAAAGUCAGCCCACAAUCUCGAGGCGGGGGCGGGUCCUGCGCUGGCUUCUACCUACAUAGUAAUUUCUGCUGGAGUGUACAGUAGCUUCCCUCUCAGCUCUCCAGUUUGGCGUUGUCCGGUGGAAUGGAAGUGGUAAUUGCAUCAUGUGCUUCCUGUAGUCUUGAAGAGCUUAUUGAGCUUAUUUAGUAGGGAGGUACGACCCACAUAGAAUGCCUACUUGUGAGAAAUGGAGAUUAGAGAUAAUGUUUCAGGGAAACAAGGACUUAGGACUUCAAGUUACACGAUAGUUAAAAAUUUGCUCAGGAAGCGACAGCACAAGUUCGAUGCACACACGUUGUUAGAUUAUUAUGUAUACCAAGAAUACCAAGAAUACCUAAUAUUUCCGUCUACUGUAGUACCUACCUAGGUACCUAAUCUAACUCGAACCUU